This is a messenger RNA of Mytilus californianus (California mussel), 1566 nucleotides long. Its product is annotated as solute carrier family 46 member 3-like. The record is from RefSeq and is a predicted model, not a curated record. Gene Ontology annotation, cellular component: membrane. The coding region runs from base 1 to 1476 and encodes 491 amino acids. NCBI's taxonomy places the organism in Eukaryota, Metazoa, Mollusca, Bivalvia, Mytilida, Mytilidae. Gene Ontology annotation, molecular function: transmembrane transporter activity. The transcript has 4 exons. Gene Ontology annotation, biological process: transmembrane transport.
AUGAAAGGUAGUGUAGAUGUUAUUGAAAAUAGGCCACUUUUGCAAGACCAGAGCUGUAAACAAAAGUACAAUGAUCAGCUGGAGAAAACUAGAUUUCCAAGAUGGCUGACGUUGUGCCUUGGAAUAUGUGUUGUCUUCCUACAUUUUGUUUCCUAUCUUCUGAAUUUAUAUGUGAUGAAUCAGUAUUCAUAUAAGGCAUAUUAUGAAAAAAAAUAUCCAAACUCUUCACUCAAGUCAUCAGGAAAUACAUCCGCGUGUGAACAAAACACCAAUACCACAGAAUAUAAGCAACAAAUUGUUAUACAGAAACUAACUUCCGAAUGGGGUAUUUAUUGUACACUUGCCAGUAACAUUCCUGGUAUUAUCUUUACGAUCAAUAUUGGAUCAUUAAGUGAUACUUACGGAAGAAAACUAUUUUUUGUGGCACCUCUUAUUGGGACCAUUCUUAAAAACGGUCUUUGUUGUAUAGGGAUUUACUACAGUUUGAAUAUAGAGUUUUUUAUUAUAUUUUACGGUAUAGAAGGGUGUACCGGAAACUGGAUAUCCACCAUGUUAAUGGUAUAUUGUUAUAUUGCCGACCUAACAGAGCCUGGUAAACCAAGGUCGCUUCUUUAUGGUAUUCUAGAAGGAAUUAUUGGCAUAGCAGCAUUUCUUUCAUCGACAUUUUCAGGCUAUCUUAUUAAAUGGACAGAUGGAUUCUUUUACCCGGAAGUAACAUCAGUUGGUUUUGUUUCACUUGGGCUUGUCAUCGUUGUUCUUGUACUUCCUGAGUCACUUCCGGAGUCAAAAAGGAGAGAUAAGGUUUCCUGUUUGGAGAACAUGGGAAGAGUAACAGAGUGUUACAGACCAAAUUUCUCCCCUCACGGAAAACAGUGGAUGUUCAUAAAUCUAUUAUUCAUUUUUAUUUUGGCUGGGUUUGCGAAUUUAGGGCGAGUUCAAGUAGAAACGCUGUUUCAACUGAAUUCUCCUUUCUGUUGGGAUUCAGUCAGAAUCGGUUGGUAUGGCGCUUUAAAGAUAGGAACGUUAUCUAUCGGGGGAAUGAUAAUGAUCAAGACUUUCCAUUUUUGUGUGACCGAUGAAUAUAUCGCACUAGCUGGUUUUGCCACUUCAGUGAUAUCUGCCAUUGUGUUCGGACUUUCAACUACAGAUACCAUGAUUUACAUAGCUGCAGUACUAAACUUUGGAAAUACAGUGACUAUGCCCAUUGUUAGAUCAAUAAUGUCACGUAUGACUCCAGCUCAUAAGAUAGGUUCAGUUUUUGCUGGAAUUGCCGCCAUUGAGUUUAUAUGUAACAUGGCAAGCUCUCUUUUGGCUAAUGCUGUGUAUGAUGCCACUGUGGAAAUCUAUAGAGGAUUUACAUUCUUUGUGAUGGCUGGUUAUGCUGUUGUUGGUAUUGUUUUGUGUUGUGUUCAUAUAGUAGGACAGAAGAGGCACGAAGAAAAAACUAAUUUGAUUUCAACGACAUCUAUAGAAUAAACUUCAAGACAAUAUUCAUAUAGUUGUUUUAAGCAAUUAAAGUUGAUACUGUUGUGAGGACAAAUAACAAGAAUUUUAAUAAAGAUUAAU